Caenorhabditis remanei is the source of this 345-nucleotide messenger RNA. RefSeq lists its product as uncharacterized. Lineage: Eukaryota; Metazoa; Nematoda; Chromadorea; Rhabditida; Rhabditidae. The transcript is spliced from 3 exons. The record is from RefSeq and is a predicted model, not a curated record. Bases 1 to 345 code for a protein of 114 amino acids. Gene Ontology annotation, molecular function: oxidoreductase activity; iron ion binding.
AUGGUCCACGCGGAUAACGUGUACAAGUUCGCCAACGCUGACAUCACCGGAAAAAUAUGUAAAACCAACCUGGCAUCCAACACAGCAUUCCGUGGAUUCGGUGGCCCACAAGGAAUGUUUGGAACUGAGAUAAUGGUGAAACACGUGGCAGAGAAUCCAUUUGGAAUGCAUUUGAAUCAGUGUAAUGUGAAGAGAACUUGGGAUGAAUGUCGAAUGAAUAGUGAUUAUGAUAGGAGACUGGAGGAAGUGAACACCUUCAAUCAAAACAACAAAUUCCGUAAACGUGGAAUCUACUUAACUCCAACUCGAUUCGGUAUCGGUUUCGGACUGAAACAACUGAAUUAA